Messenger RNA from Trichogramma pretiosum, 796 nucleotides. RefSeq names its product 40S ribosomal protein S18-like. Lineage: Eukaryota; Metazoa; Arthropoda; Insecta; Hymenoptera; Trichogrammatidae. Gene Ontology annotation, biological process: translation. The transcript is spliced from 4 exons. The coding region runs from base 215 to 673 and encodes 152 amino acids. Gene Ontology annotation, cellular component: cytosol; ribosome; small ribosomal subunit. Gene Ontology annotation, molecular function: structural constituent of ribosome; RNA binding. The record is from RefSeq and is a predicted model, not a curated record.
AUUAAACGUUUAAAAAAAUUUUAAAUUAUUUAUUGAAAAAAAUAUGAUGUAAAACUUAUAAUUUGAAACUGGCUCUGUCGUCAGUGACCAUUUGAAAACUCAUGACAAAAGCGCCACCUGCCACGCACAAAAUCCGCCGUAGCCAGGCUGCACGCACACGUGGGUACUUCGGAUCUUUUGGCUAUGAAACUGCCGUGUCGAACGUAGCGAAAUCAUGUCUCUCAUAGUGCCUCCUAAAUACAACCACAUCCUUCGUGUUGUCGGUACCAACAUCGAUGGUAACCGGAACAUCAUGUUCGCCAUGACGGCGAUCAAGGGUGUUGGUCGUCGUUAUGCCAACAUUGUUUUGAAGAAGGCUGAUGUCGAUCUCAAGAAAAGGGCCGGUGAAUUGACCGAUGAUGAGGUUGAAAAAGUCAUCACUAUCAUGGCAAACCCCCGCCAGUACAAGAUCAAAGACUGGUUCUUGAACAGACAAAAAGACAUUGUUGACGGAAAAUACAGUCAACUGACAUCCUCGAAUUUAGAUUCCAAACUCCGUGAGGAUUUGGAGCGCAUGAAGAAAAUUCGUGCCCACAGAGGUCUUCGUCAUUACUGGGGUCUCCGUGUGCGCGGUCAGCACACCAAGACCACUGGCAGACGUGGUCGCACCGUUGGUGUAUCGAAGAAGAAGUAAUUCAUUACUAAUAUAUCAAAGAAGAAAACGAGUUUUCUACUGUGGAUUUGGUGUAUCCAAAUAGAUGUAAUUUAUUAAGAAAAUCCUUAUCCAAGGUGGAAAUAAAUUAUAUUUUCAAUUGGA